UGUCGGAAGAGUCUGGAAGGGUCAGGAGAGGGUAGGAAGGGGUCUGGAUGGUGCCGAUUCCAAAUCUCCCCACUGGAGGACAGCAGAGGACACUGGAAGACAGCAGGCCACGCUCGGAGCAGGGGAGCCGCCGCCGGCCGGGAAAUCUGCGGGAUGGAGAGGAUGGGGGCAGGAUUUGGCAAUGAUCCCGGAGCUCUUCCCAGAAUGCGAAAUGCUUCUGACAAGAACGCAGCUGCUUCAUCAGCACUGCCAGCACUGCCAGCAUUCCAGUGCCACCAGCAUCCCUCUGCUGCUGGAGGGACCGUGACCCCUCAGGGAGAAGAAAGGAGGAAUGGCAGAAGCUGUCGAGAGAGGGAAGGCAGUUGGAGAAUGGGACAUUCUGCAGGGAAGUGGAAUGUUUCUAAUCGGCAGGAAAUGAUGAGCUAAUCGAAAAAUUCUGCUUGUGGAGCAUCUGGCAAAAGCCACUUCCUUAGUGGACAAAACCCCCAAAAAAUCAUGACAAAUGACUCUGUAGAAGUGGAGCUCUGACGUAGCCAAAGAUGCAAUUUCCGACUCCCCUGUGACUCAACCGAGCCUUGGGGAGCAACACCGGGACAGGGCACAGAGAGCGCCAGCAGAACGGGAAUGGGGAGCUCCUGGUGAUUCGGGCACUUUCUCCUUCAUGUUACUGACCUGGGAGGAGCCGCUUUAGGAUAUGGAUCCCAAAGGAGCACGAAGUACCAGGAAGCGCUGCUGAUCUGGACAGACCCCCUUUGCCUGCUGCUGCCCCACAGUGAACAGGGUCCUUCUGAGUUGUGUGGUCCAUCCCUGGAUUCUCCAACUGACCCCCAUCCGCUCUGACCACAGCCAGUGGCCACAUCCCACUGCCUGCCCAGCACCCAUCCAUGGAGGUGACCACUGUGUUCCCACCUCCUGCCUCACCCACCGAGGGAGAUAAUCUCUGUGAGAUUGAUGUCACUGAUGUGGCCAUAGACAGUGUGACACUGCUCAUCUGCCUCUGUGGGCUGGUCGGGAACGGGGCUGUCAUCUGCCUUCUCCAAAGGAAACCCACCACCUUUUACAUCAUCAACCUGGCCUUUGCCAACUUCACUUUCCUCCACUUUGUGGUCCCUUCCACUCUGCUCUACCUGAAGGAGGAAUUGUCCUGCUCCACUAUCAUGCCCCUGGUGUUCCUGAGGGCUCUUUUCCCACUCCUGCUGUUCUCUUACAACCUGGGGCUGUACCUGCUGACAGCCAUCAGCAUUGACAGGUGUAUAUCCAUCCUCUACCCACUCUGGUACCACUGCCACUGUCCCAAGCGCCUGGCAUGGGUGGUGUGUGCCCUGCUCUGGGCAUUGUCCAUCGCUGUCAUUGCCAUGGUGAUUUCCCUGUGCCUGUCACAUGAGCAUGAGCACUGCCAGGUGUCUCUCACCUCCAUGUAUGCCCUCAACCUCUUCCUCUUUGCCCCAGCCAUGGUCAUUUCCAGCACAGUCCUCCUCAUUAAGAUCAAGUGUGGCUCCCAGCAGCAGCAACCCAAGAGACUCAACACUGUUACUUUCAUCGUUGUGCUCUUCUUCCUUCUCUUUGCUCUCCCACUCAGCCUCUGCAAUUUCCUGCAGCAGCUCGGCUACAACACUGUGUCCUCCCAGGUGGUUUUCCUGCUCACCUGCAUCCACAGCACCAUCAACCCUUUCAUCUACUUCUUGGCAGGGAGGUGCUGGAGGUGCUGCUCCUUGGAGUCCCUCCGGCUCUCCCUCCAGAGGAUCUUUGAGGAGCCAGAAGAAAACACUGCCCACAGCAAUGAAGCCACCAUGGACACAGCCAACCCAGCCUGUUGAUCCCUUCCACUGCUCUGAUGAAGGACCUUGGCACAGGGGCUGAGGGUUUACUUGAGCCACCGGAUUAAUAAAUAUCCACAGGAUCACCCUCUCUGUGGUGCUGUAAUCCCGCAGGAGAAGGGAGCAGGGGCACUGCCGAGGGCCGUGUGGGAGGGAUGCUCUGCGGGGAAGCACAUUUCCUCCUCUCUCACACCUCCUAGAGCACUAUUUCCCCAAACGGAUUGUGCCCCACAUGGCUGUGGUACCAAAAUCCCCCUGGCACCUGGUUCCUGCAUCCCACUGUGGUCUGGUAUCAAUAAACAGCUUCGUUAACGCUGA
Cyanistes caeruleus (blue tit) is the source of this 2135-nucleotide messenger RNA. Its product is annotated as mas-related G protein-coupled receptor member H-like. The record is from RefSeq and is a predicted model, not a curated record. Gene Ontology annotation, biological process: G protein-coupled receptor signaling pathway. NCBI's taxonomy places the organism in Eukaryota, Metazoa, Chordata, Aves, Passeriformes, Paridae. Gene Ontology annotation, molecular function: G protein-coupled receptor activity. Gene Ontology annotation, cellular component: plasma membrane.